GCAAUAUGGCGCAGAGGAUGUAGGAUCGUGUGGUUACGAAGGAUAUAGCAGACCAACAUGUGUUUUAUGCGCCGUACAUAGUUCUAAAUAAUCUUCUUGUGUUCUUUGGAGUUUAACAUCUAACUGUGGAAAAUGUCGACCGAAAAAGUAAAGGUUGCUGUGAGGGUUCGACCCAUGAACAGGCGAGAAAUCGACCUUGGCACCAAAUAUGUUGUGGACAUGGAAGGAAAUCAGACGAUACUGUAUCACCAUCAGAACAGCCCCCAUGAUGGUGGAGGAGAGCGAGGAAGUGGGGCUGGUGGCAGGAAGGCACCCAAGACAUUUGCAUUCGAUCACUGUUUUUGGUCUAUGGACGAAAAUAAUCCAAAAUUUGCAGGUCAAGAACACGUUUUUAACUGCCUUGGUCAGGAUGUACUACGGCAGGCCUUUGAUGGGUACAACGGCUGUAUAUUUGCCUAUGGACAAACAGGGUCGGGAAAGUCCUAUUCCAUGAUGGGAACUUUUAAGGAAGAUGGUAAGGGGAUCAUCCCCCGUAUAUGUGAUGCCCUGUUUGAGAGGAUCGCCCAGAAAGACUCUCCUGACCUCGGCUUCAAAGUGGAAGUAUCAUACAUGGAGAUUUACAAUGAAAAAGUUCACGACCUGCUGGAUCCCAAAGGAAGUAAACAGAACCUGAAGGUGCGAGAACACAAUAUACUUGGUCCCUAUGUGGAUGGUCUGUCGAUGCUGGCUGUGGCUUCCUUUGAGGAUAUAGACAAUUUAAUGAAUGAAGGCAACAAGUCACGAACAGUGGCCGCCACCAACAUGAACAACGAAAGUAGUCGCUCACAUGCUGUGUUCAACAUCAUCCUGACACAGACUCGCUGUGACACCCAAACAGGGUUGACAGGCGAGAAGGUCAGCAAGCUCAGUCUGGUGGACUUGGCUGGGAGUGAGAGAGUACAGAAAACCGGAGCCAUGGGGGACAGAUUACGGGAGGGUAGCAACAUAAACAAGUCACUUACCACACUAGGAUUGGUCAUCUCAGCACUCGCUGACCAGAACAAGGCAAAGAGCAAGUUUGUCCCCUACCGAGACUCAGUCCUAACAUGGCUAUUAAAGGACAAUUUAGGUGGAAACAGCAAAACUGUGAUGAUAGCUACUGUAAGUCCCUCAGCAGAUAAUUAUGAGGAGACUUUAUCAACGCUCAGAUAUGCUGACCGUGCCAAGCGAAUCGUGAACCACGCUGUUGUAAAUGAAGAUCCCAAUGCACGAAUCAUUCGUGAACUUCGUGAGGAGGUGACACAGCUCAAACAGAGGCUUACUGUGGCCCAGGUUCACCCGGUGUCUACAGAACAAGGGGAAGAGGAGGAGGAGGCCAUCAAGAAUGAUCCAGAUCUCCGAGACCGGCUUGAGGAGACAGAGAAACUCUUCAAACAGAAGACUAAAACAUGGGAGGAAAAGCUAGCUGAGACCGAGAGAAUCCACCAGGAGCGUCAUGAAGCCCUGGAGAAGAUGGGCGUGUCCGUCCAGACGUCCGGGAUCAAGGUGGAGACGGGGACACAUUACCUGGUGAACCUGAAUGCUGACCCGUCUAUGAAUGAGCUGCUGGUCUACUAUCUCAAGGAUCACACUCUAGUGGGCAGCACUGAUGCAGUGACCCAACAGGACAUCCAAUUAAGUGGACUUGGGAUACAUCCAGAGCACUGCCUGGUCACCAUCGAGGUCAACGAUGUCUUUCUAUCACCACUAGAGGGCGCUAGAACAUGUGUGAAUGGUUCAAAGGUGGUUCAGAAAACCCGUGUUCGUCAUGGUGACCGUAUCUUGUGGGGGAACAACCAUUUCUUCCGCCUCAACUGUCCCAAACUUAACAGUCCCCAGUCUACAGAACCUGACCAGCCCAUAGAUUACAACUUUGCCCAGCAGGAGUUGAUGAGUAAAGAGUUCUCCAACGACCCAAUCCAGGAGGCUAUCAUUGCUAUAGAACAACAAUACGAGGAGGACAAACAGGAGGCCCUAGAGAAGCAGAAACAGAGCUAUGAGAGACAAAUGCAGAUCCUGAGGAGCCAGCUCAUGUCCCCAGGGACUCCCUCCAUGCCCUUCCUUCCUAUGAGCCCCAACAUGCUGACCCCCACGGGGUCCAUGUCUGCCCAGAGUAGCAUCCAGAGAAAGUACCAGGAGUGGGCCCAGCAAAGGGACAAAUCUAUCAAGCAGAGUCUAGCUAUUCUCCGGGAUGAGGUUGUCAAGGCGAACUCUCUAGUAAGGGAGGCUAAUGUCCUGGCCCAGGAAAUGGGCAAACUUACAGAAUUCCAAGUCACUCUACAAAUACCAGCAGCCAACCUCAGUCCUAACAGACGGAGAGGAGCAUUUGUGAGCGAGCCUGCCAUUCUUGUCAAGAGGAAGGGGCGGGGGAACCAGAUCUGGUCGAUGGAAAAGUUUGAAAAUAAGAUAAUAGAUAUGCGUGACAUGUACGAGGAGAGGAAAGCGACAGGACUCCCUAUGAUGGUAGAGGACGAGCACGAUUCUGAACCCUGGGAUGAGGGACCACCAGUAAAGGGAGACCCGUUUUAUGAGUCACAGGAAAACCACAACCUAAUCGGUGUGGCCAAUGUCUUCCUAGAGUGUCUCUUCCACGAUGUCAAGCUGGACUACCAAGUACCAAUCAUAAGUCAACAAGGGGAGAUUGCUGGUAAGCUACAUGUAGAGAUUUCCAAACUCGGAGGAUCCUUCCUGGAUAGAUAUGCUGACACAAAUGAUGACGGAGAGGAGACAGCUGAGCCAGAGCCUGUCGGAAUCGGCUCUCCAAUGAUUGUCAGGAUCUGUAUAUCGGGAGCUAAGGGUCUUCCCCCAGCCUUGUCUAACUUCGUAUUCUGUCAGUACACCUUUUGGGGGAAUGAAGACACUGUCGUUGUUCCACCUGAGAUUCACCCCGACUCUUCCGCACACAAGAAAUCAGACACCAUAUCAUUCAAAUUCCAGCACAGCAAGGACUUUAAAGUUUAUAUAACAGAGGAGUUUAUAGAGCACUGUUCAGAAGGAGCUUUGUCUAUAGAAGUUUGGGGCCACAGAAGUCCAGGAUUUGGUCUGGUCAACAACGGGAUGGACAACAUUAUAGCCAGGUCAAGGACCUUAGCAGACAGAUGGAGUGAGGUUAUGAGACAGAUAGAAUUAUGGACAGAAGUACACGAACUUAACCACCAGGGGGAGUAUGUUCCUGUCCAAGUACAACCUAAACCAGAGGUGCCAUCUGCAGGGGUCUUCCAGUUACAGCAAGGUCAUACAAGGCGAGUGUUUGUGCGGAUAAAGCCAGUGGCAAACUCCGGGACCCUGCCUCUCAUCUGUGACUCUGUAUCAUCUAUACAAGUCGGAUGUAUCUAUGUACGCAACAAAAUCCAAAAGGGGCUGGACAGUUACCAGGAGGUCGAUCUUACACAUCUGCGGGACAGGUGGUCAGACGCACUGGCAAGGAGGAAAGAUUACCUGAACGAGCAACUCCAGAAGCUCAUUAACAAGCAAGAUAAGUCGGACUCGGACGUGGAUCGAGAGAGGGCCUUGAUGGAUCAGUGGAUGUCGCUGACAGACGAGAGGAAUGCCGUCAUGGUGCCGAGUCCAGGCAGUGGUAUUCCCGGGGCACCUGCGGAAUGUUUUAGGGAGGCCCCAGAAGAUCUGGAGGAGCACAGACCUGUACUGUUUCUAGAUUUAAACGCGGACGAUAUGAGUACGUCAGGAGUCAAGGAAGGGUUCCAGGCCGCGGGUGUUAAUUCCAUUUUAGUUAAAGAGCAUGCAUCCACUUUUGUUAACCUACCUAUCAUCAAAACAUUCACGGAGAAAGAUAAUGUUUGCGCUGUUGCAUCCUGGGAUUCCUCAAUUCACGAUUCGCCGUACCUGAACCGUGUGACACAAUCCAAUGAGCGUGUGUACCUCAUUCUUAAGACAGUGGUGCGAUUGAGUCACCCGGCGUACAUGGAGCUCGUGUUACGUAAACGCAUGUGUAUUAACAUCUACAAUAACUUCAGUAUAUCUAAUCUAACGGACCGGCUCAAAAAACGCAUCACAGGGGCUGAGAAAUCUUUCGCCAGCGGAGUUACGUACGACGUCGUGUCCAAUAUACCAAAGGCAUCAGAGGACUUAGAGAACAUGGAAAGCUUAGCACAAGUGGCUGCCUCUCAGAAUGAAAUCAGUGCCACAGAUGGAGAGACAUACAUUGAGAAGUACAUCAAAGGGAUAUCCAGCGUGGAGAGUAUACUUACCCUGGACAGACUAAGACAGAAUGUAGCAGUGAAGGAAUUGACGGCGUCUACCGGUUUAGGACUUAGGAAAACUACAAGUGUGCCCAAUAUACAUGCUGGCGCUCUCUCACCAAUGAAAUUAGAAGGACAGCUUCGAGCAGACAGCAUACAGGACCUUUCGUUGGAUGCUCUGUCAUUAGGACAACUUGGCUCGCACCCCGCCCGUCCAAACUUUUUGAACUUGAGAACAAAUUCGUAUGGUAGCAUUUCUAAGACUUCUCCAAAGUCCCUUCUGAGCCCCAUUGGAACCAAAGUUGCGACGGUGAAACCCAUGAUGACUUUAAUGGAAGAACAGUACCAGAGAGAGACAAAACCACUGCUGAGACAGGAUACAGAGGAGGACUUGGAAGAUGAAGAACCAGAUCACAAGCACCACAUCAGGCAGGUGGAGCCUGACCCACAUAGCAUCGGCUCUGAUGAGUUCCAGGACUUUGAGUCCUAUGAGACCCAGCAGGGGUCACUUCAGGAGGAUAACAAGGUUGUGAACUCGACCGAGGAUGGACACAUUGUCCACUCCUCUACCACUGAUAGUCUGGUGGAUAUCCAAGGUAAAAACUGUACCCCUAGCCUCGUGUCAAGUGGAUAUGGCUCGCAGGCUGUGUCGAUGCUCACUCUAUCCUCCGAGGAUUCUCUUAGUCUACGAAGUAACGAGGAUAACACAGAAUCAAACAAAGAGUCUAGAGGUGUUCAGAAAGGCAAUGCAGAACAGGCUAAUAGUAGUGGGGAUAGUGAUUUAGAGGAAGGAUCUACAGACUCCACACAGGAGGGGGACAAAAUCCUGGGGACUGCUGAUCAAUCAGCAGAGGAUACCAAGCAACAGAGUACAAUGUUAGAAGAUAAAGAAAAAUAUUUGAGUACAGAUGAAAGUCUCAGUGGUAAGGAUGUGAGUGACUUGGACAUCAGUGUAGCAUCUCUGCGGCGUCCCAAUCUUCCAGACUUUGACACAACAGGUACAUCUUUAGACGAAAGCAAGGGAGAUAACUAUUCACUUACACAAGACAAGGGCAAGGGAGGUAACUCUACUGGAGAGUGGGUGGAUCCAUAUAGUGAAACUGCAAUGGAGGAACUAGAAAAGCUUGGGCUUGAUGAGGCAGAGGAGAGCCAUGAUUUCACAGAGCAUCCUACCGAGCAGACUCACAAAGAUAUGGUGGAGCUAUUUAUUCGUGAAGACGGGGACAGUGAGCAGGACAAGGGUAGGAUUUUGGCGAGUACGCCGAUACGUCGACGUAAUUUAAACCUAUCCAAACGUGCCCGUCCCUCAUCUUGCAUUGUGUCACCCUCCUCGCAUGCAGACACUACAGCAAGUAUAAUAGAGGAGAGCAUGAAGAGAAACAGCCUCGUUCUGGAUACCACUGACGAUAUGGAAACAUCAGCUGGUGAGGAUGCUUUAAGCGUGUGUUCAUUCGGAAGUCGAGCUGACCUUGACAGGCUACAAGAAGUUCCUGUGCCACCCUGGAUACAGAUCGGAGAAAGUGUCAUAGUCAAUUCUUCUAAGGGCCCUGCAAAAACCGGAUUUGUGCAAUUUGUUGGGAAUGUGGAGUUCGCUGGCGGUCAGUGGGUCGGGGUGGAGCUUGAUCUCCCUGAGGGUAAAAAUGAUGGUUCUGUGCAUGGCAUUCGAUAUUUCAAGUGUCGAUCUCGUCACGGCGUAUUUGUUCGUCAUGACAAGGUUCUCUUGGACAAAAAACGACGAGGAUCACGAAAGAUGGCAAAGCGGCAUUCCAUGGGAGCUAAACUUAGUGGCUCAAACUCAAAUAUUUCCUUUUCCCCGGGAGUGACCUCCCCUGGCGGGAACAGUCCUUCCUAUCUCAAAGGAACCUCAUCCAGUUACGCGAAGAAGAAGUAAUCACCAUAGAAAGGAUAUUUUUUCACUGAUCAUCAUUUUUUGAUAGUGAUUUUCUGACGAGUUCAGCUGUCUAUUAUGGGGGUGAUCUGUGUCACCGCUAAGCAAAUGGAUUUUACACUCGAUAACAAAGAUUUCUGCUUGCAUGAAAAUCUAAAUAAGUAAAUGAGGGAAUGCAGUGCAGAGAAUAAUUCCCUCUGGUAACAAAUUUUGAGCAAAGACAUACAGUUAUAUUUAUCACCUUGGAUCAGGAGGGAAAAAAAUGACAAAAAUUUGCAUGUGGCUGUCUUCUGACGAAGAAAUUAGACCUAAGCAUCUGAUCUUCAUGAGAUCGGCCAGCUAAAAUAAAUACAUCUUCUAACUCAUGAAAAAAUCGGGACCAUGGAAUCAGUAAUUGAGAAAAUAUAGAUGACCAGUAGUUAUAAGCACAUGAAGAAACUGAGUCAAUCUUUCUACUUGUGGGGGGAUAUUGACCAAGACACUUAUAAUUAAUUACUUCCGAGUUUUCUCAUGGUUACUGUCACCUGUAUGAUAAUACAGUGAUCUUUGUGUUAUACUUUACUCUUUGUUAACCCUUUAAGCUGCUGCAAUUAGUUAAUCAAAUAUGUACUAUUUAGACACAUCAUUCUGUAAUUUCAGAUUGUUAUAAAAAACAUGUUUAAGGUUUUCAAGAGGAAUUCAAAUUUACAUGAUACAAUGAGUAGAUAAAAUAAGUGUUUCUAUGGAGACGGAUUCAUUCUAUAAAAUGCCUGUCUUUCAUACUGGAAGAUUCCCCGGGAUGUGAGCCAGCCUGUCACCCUCCUAGACCAUUGUAUAUGGCUACCAGAGGUCUGAUGUUGUAAAUCUGUGAUGUAUUUAACCUGAUCAAAACUUGUUAUUAUAUGUACCUGUAUUGUCUCAUCCUGUACAAAGCAGAAGGAAAUAGGAAACUGUACAUGUCUCUGUAUCAAAGAGAAUAUUGUACAUGUCUCUGGAUUGAGCAGAAUAAUGUACAUUUCCUUAAAAAACAGAAAUUGAACUUUGUAGAAAUCUACACGAGAGAGUAGUUAAAAACUGUACAAGUCUGAAAAUGAGAGAGAAACAGAAUAUUGUACAUUUCCCAGAAUGAAAGAUAAAAGGAGUGUUUUUAAUUUAGCAAUCAAAUAAGAGAUGUAAUUGUACAUACCAGGGUACGUUGAAAGUAUUGACAGGUGAAAAUGAUGGAAUAAGUCCUUGGUAAUUGUUACCUGAAUCAACAGGUAAUCAGGAAGUUGGAGUUCAUACCUGGUUUGUAGUGAUGAGCAGGUGUAUGGGGGAAAAACACACAUGAUCUUAAUGGUAUUCAACAGGUGUCUAGGGAAAAAGGGAUACAUGAUUUUAAUGGCAAUUAUAACAGGUGUCUAGGGAAAAAGUGAUAUGUGAUUUUAAUGGCAAUUAUAACAGGUGUCUAGGGAAAACGUGAUACAUGAUUUUAAUGGCAAUUAUCACAGGUGUCUAGCUAGAAAGCGACACUCUGUUGUGAUAAAGAGAAAGUUUGGUACAUAUGUAAAGUUGCACCUGAUUGUUAUAGAAACCAGUAGAUAUUCUAUUUAUGAUGUAAAAGUAUUCCUGACUCCAACACCACAAACAAAUUUCUGGCAACAUCAAGCCGAGUCUGAGCGAAAUAUUAUAAGCGUGUAUGACAUUGAUCUCUGGUUGUUAUGGUAACCAGAGGAUGUUCUACACGUAGUGACAGAUUGUUGGUUAUUUAGUAAAGAACAGGUCUUCUAGCUAGACAGAUAUAAUUUGAAAGGAAGGAUAAUAUAAGGAAAUUAACUGUACCACUGUCUGUUGAAUCAUGUAAUGUCUAAAUCUUUACCUAGUAUGUAAAUAGUUAUAUGAGAAACAGUAUUGUAUUGGUGGUUUACGCUGUGGUUGAAGUUGAUGUUGUAGCUGACCAUAUAGCAAACAUGCAUUCCUGUAAUUGUAUCUUGUACUUGAGGCAUGGUAGACAUUUCUGACGGAUAUGAAUCAGAACAGAACCAGAAAUAAGGUAAGAAACUGUAGACACCACUGAACCAACUUUAUUUCCUGUAUAUCACUUCCGAGUUGUUUUUCUUUUUCGUCCCUUUAUACAAAAAUAAUCUUUUAUUGGGGAGACAAAGAACUUUGAAAGGUGUUUUGGAAUAAUUAAGCUCAGAUUAAUUUGAAUGUGCCAUGGUUAGUCUUCUGUUGUAGUGACCACUUUUGACAGGCCUCGCAGAACAGUUUCUUCCUUGUUAUUAUGAUCACUUACAAUGGUAAUUCUGUAUUACACAAUUCCCUCACCUUGUAAUUUGUCCCUUUCGAAAACAUCAUCAGGCAAUAUCUAGCCCUCUUGAAUAUUUGGACCCUAAUUAUUUGCAACAGCCUUUGAAAGUAUAAUGGUGACCAAUCUGGCUGGUGAGUAACUAACGGUGACCAAUCUGGCUGGUGAGUAACUAACGGUAACCAAUCUGGCUGGUGAGUAACUAACGGUAACCAAUCUGGCUGGUGAG
This is a messenger RNA of Mizuhopecten yessoensis (Yesso scallop), 8600 nucleotides long. RefSeq names its product kinesin-like protein KIF13B. Gene Ontology annotation, molecular function: ATP binding; microtubule binding; microtubule motor activity. NCBI's taxonomy places the organism in Eukaryota, Metazoa, Mollusca, Bivalvia, Pectinida, Pectinidae. The transcript has 38 exons. The coding region runs from base 133 to 6108 and encodes 1991 amino acids. Gene Ontology annotation, biological process: mitotic spindle organization; microtubule-based movement. The record is from RefSeq and is a predicted model, not a curated record.